CCCUGGAUCUCUGCAGCUCAGUUGGAGGCCACGGAGAAAAUGCCUACUAUUCCCAUGGGAGCCCCUGCCCUGCUGUGGGUAGUUCUGCUGCUUUUCUCUCCAGAUGGCCUGUCAACAGUCAUCUGGAAAUCUAAGGUGUUCUUGAAUCCACCAUGGAGAGAAAUAUUUAGAGGAGACACUGUGAGUCUGACAUGUGGUACGAACAGUUCCUCUGAAGAUGAGUCCCCUGUGUGGAUCCACAAUGGAACUCGUUUGACAGUGUCAGAUCCAAGAUUGGACAUUGUGAAUGCAGACAUGCGGAACAGUGGGGAAUACCAAUGCCGAAUCAAAGGAUAUGCCGUUAGUGAACCUGUGUACCUAAAUGUCACCAGUGACUGGUUGCUCCUUCAGGCCUCUGCUGAGGUGAUGUUAGAGGGUGAGUCCCUCUUCCUCAGGUGCCACAGUUGGAGGAAUCUGAAUGUCUUCAAGGUGAUCUACUACAAGGAUAACACAUCUCUCAAGUACUGGUAUGAGAACCACAACAUGUCCAUCACCAAUGUCACAGAAGAAGACAGUGGCAUCUAUUACUGCGAGGGUAGAGUUCAGAGGCUCCACCGCACCUCUAAUAAACUCAGGAUUACAGUUAAAAAAGAGUACACGUACACUCAAAGCAACUAUUUCUGGCUACAAUUUCUUAUCCCAUUGUUGGUGUUGAUUCUGUUUGCUGUGGACACAGCAUUGCUUAUCUCAACCCAGAAGCAGUUCACGUUACUCUUGAAGAUGAAGAGAACCAGGAAACGUAACAGAUUUACGGACCCACAGCCUAAACCAGAUCCCCCAGGGAACUGAUGUCACUCAAGAAACCUCUGCAAUAGCAAUUUCUUUUUGGCUUUAGUCAACGCUUCUCAGUUGUCAAAGACAAUUCACAAGGUACAUAGAAAAUGCUCACGGCUUUAUAGAACUGCUUCAUUAAACUGGUCAAGUGGCAUGUAAUAGUAAGUGCUCAAUAAGCAUCAUUUAUGUAAGUAAAGAAAUGAAUAGAUUCAUUUAUUAGCAUCUGUAAAAGAGAUAUACAACUUGAAUAAAAGUAUGAAACCAUGUAA
Molecule: messenger RNA, 1082 nt
Organism: Cervus elaphus (red deer)
Lineage: Eukaryota; Metazoa; Chordata; Mammalia; Artiodactyla; Cervidae
Gene: FCER1A
Product: Fc fragment of IgE receptor Ia
Exons: 5
Coding region: 40-828 (262 amino acids)
Biological process (GO): cell surface receptor signaling pathway
Molecular function (GO): transmembrane signaling receptor activity
Source: RefSeq, a predicted model, not a curated record